This is a messenger RNA of Equus caballus (horse), 2392 nucleotides long. It is a transcript of the gene SIX2, whose product is annotated as SIX homeobox 2. Gene Ontology annotation, biological process: regulation of transcription by RNA polymerase II; kidney development. Gene Ontology annotation, cellular component: nucleus; transcription regulator complex. The record is from RefSeq and is a predicted model, not a curated record. Gene Ontology annotation, molecular function: RNA polymerase II cis-regulatory region sequence-specific DNA binding; DNA-binding transcription factor activity, RNA polymerase II-specific. NCBI's taxonomy places the organism in Eukaryota, Metazoa, Chordata, Mammalia, Perissodactyla, Equidae.
CGAUCUGUCAGCGGAGCCGGCCGGGGGGAGCCGCCCGGCCCGCCAGGGCUCGGGUUACCAGUGACUGACAGCGUCUCCAUGGCGAAUAAUUUGACUCCAACUAUUGUCUGGCGCGGGCAGGCCCCGGGUCAGAUAACCAGACCAAUCAGGGCGCGGGCCGCCGCGCCUCAUGCCCGCUUAGAAUAAUAUUAUUAAAAAAGCAGCGAGAGAGCUAGACGGGAGGGAGAGCGAGCGAGAGAGAAGCGAGCGAGAGAGUGGCGGGCGGGCGAGCGCGGAGCAUGCGGAGCGGCGCCCCGGGCGGCCCCCGGGCUUGGACGAGGGCGCAGGCGAGGCGCGCAGGCAGCGGGGGCGCGGAGCGGCGCGGGACCCGCGGCCGGCGCGGGGGAGUCCUGCAGUGACUCCGGGUUCGCCGGGAGCAGCGCCGGGCCAGGGGGCCGGCCCCGCCCGCCUCUCGGCCCAGACGGCCGGGCGAGGAGGCGCCCAUGCCGGACCGCGCAGCGCAGUGAGGACGCGCGCGGGCGGGCGGGGGCGCAGCCGGCACCAUGUCCAUGUUGCCCACCUUCGGCUUCACGCAGGAGCAAGUGGCGUGCGUGUGCGAGGUGCUGCAGCAGGGCGGCAACAUCGAGCGGCUGGGCCGCUUCCUCUGGUCGCUGCCCGCCUGCGAGCACCUCCACAAGAAUGAAAGCGUGCUCAAGGCCAAGGCGGUGGUGGCCUUCCACCGCGGCAACUUCCGCGAGCUCUACAAGAUCCUGGAGAGCCACCAGUUCUCGCCGCACAACCACGCCAAGCUGCAGCAGCUGUGGCUCAAGGCGCACUACAUCGAAGCGGAGAAGCUGCGCGGCCGGCCGCUGGGCGCUGUGGGCAAAUACCGCGUGCGCCGCAAGUUUCCGCUGCCGCGCUCCAUCUGGGACGGCGAGGAGACCAGCUACUGCUUCAAGGAGAAGAGUCGCAGCGUGCUGCGCGAGUGGUACGCGCACAACCCCUACCCCUCACCCCGCGAGAAGCGCGAGCUGGCGGAGGCCACGGGCCUCACCACCACGCAGGUCAGCAACUGGUUCAAGAACAGGCGGCAGCGGGACCGGGCAGCCGAGGCCAAGGAAAGGUACGAGGAGAACAGCGAAAACUCCAACUCCAACAGCCACAAUCCUCUGGCUGCGUCGCUGAACGGCAGCGGCAAGUCGGUGCUAGGCAGCUCGGAGGACGAGAAGACGCCGUCGGGGACGCCGGACCACUCGUCGUCCAGCCCCGCGCUGCUGCUCAGCCCGCCGCCGCCACCAGGGCUGCCAUCCCUGCACAGCCUGGGCCACCCUCCCGGCCCCAGCGCCGUGCCUGUGCCCGUGCCGGGCGGAGGUGGCGCGGACCCACUGCAGCACCACCACGGCCUGCAGGACUCCAUCCUCAACCCCAUGUCGGCCAACCUCGUGGACCUGGGCUCCUAGAGCCCCGCCUGCCUCGACGCGCUAGCCUUCCGGCCUUGGCGCUGGGGACCUGAGAGAGACGGUGUCGGGAGGGCACCCUGCGCCGGCCGCCCCACCAGGUACUGAAAGACCCGCUCGCUGAGUGGGCAGGACCGCCGGCCCGGCCAGGGCAGGGCGGAUGGCUCUCUGGUUUGGUCUUUGUUCGGGAUUUAUUUUCGGCAAGUUGCUUUUGAGAUCCUUUGGAGGCCUGGGACCAGCCUUGAACCAGGGAAGGGAAUAAAUUAUACACCUUUCUCAUACUCUUUCCCUACCUUCUCUUGGCUCUUUCCGUCUCUCACCUUCCUUGCUCUUUUCUCCUCUUCCUUUUCCUUCUUUCUCUCUUCUCCUUUUCUCCCUCCCUUUCUUGCUUUCCCUCUUUUCGCUGUCUCCCUCCACAUUUCCUGCUUACCACCUCUCAUUAGGUUUCUGUUUCUCUUUCUCUGUUUUUCUGUUUCUCCUCUCCGCCAGCCUCUUGCACCCCUGGCCCCCAGGUCUGUACCCCUCCGUCUUUCUCCUCGUGCCUGGCCAUCUACCUGCCCCACCCAUCCCUCUCUCUCCUGGGGUCGGGGGUGCAGGGGGAAGAGCAAAGGAAAGCUAGGGCCUUUGAACACAGGCCUUCUUCAGAGGCCCUCCCUUGGGGUCAGCGGGGCUGCAGGUGUCAACUUUGGGCCUAGUAACUUAAGUGAAAGAAAAAGAGCAACGGCGCGGAAGCCCCUGAACGCCCCCUUGCCGCUCGCCCCUCUCUCUUGGUGAGGCCCCGCCCCGCGCUCUCCUCUUCCUCCAGGGCUGUGGCCACAGUGCUCCCGGCAGAGCGUGCCUCCCGAGCCGCGGACUUGCCAUCUCCCUGUUAUGCCCUCAUGUGAAUGUUCUUUGGGAAAUAUUUCUGCUUUUAUUUUAUAAUAAAAUUAGAAAUCAUAAAUAUAUAUAUGGAUAUA